CUGCCAACAGUUCUGGUGGUGGGCGUAUUGUCCCAGUAUCCCGAGCAGCCACAUGGAUGUUCUCAAGGCAGCUGCUAUCCGGCCACCGGGGACCUGCUUGUUGGCCGCGCUGACAAACUCAAGGCCACGUCAACCUGCGGGCUCCAGAGAGCGCAACCCUAUUGUAUCGUGAGUCAUCUUCAGGACGAGAAAAAGUGUUUUGUGUGUGACUCCAGAAGGCCUUAUAACCGACUCACCAACCCCAUCAGUCACCGUAUUGAAAAUGUCAUUACCACGUUCGCAGAAGAUCGUAAGAAAGCCUGGUGGCAGUCGGAGAACGGAGUCUCUGAUGUGAGCAUUCAACUGGACCUGGAGGCUGAAUUUCACUUCACUCACCUGAUCAUGACCUUCAAGACGUUCAGACCGGCAGCCAUGUUGGUUGAGCGCUCGGCAGACUUCGGUCGAAAUUGGCAGGUUUACAGGUACUUUGCUUAUGACUGCGCGGCCGUCUUCUCUAAUAUUUCCCGAAACGCCCAGAGGAAAGUGGACGACGUCAUCUGUGAAUCCCGCUACUCUGAAAUUGAGCCGUCCACAGAAGGAGAGGUGAUAUACAGAGUGCUGGAUCCAGCAAUCCCAAUCAGAGACCCUUACAGUCCCCGGAUCCAAAAUCUUCUCAAAAUUACCAACCUGAGGAUUAAUUUCACCAGACUGCACACGUUGGGCGAUAACCUGCUGGAUUCCCGCCAGGAGAUCAAAGAGAAGUAUUACUAUGCUCUCUAUGAGCUGGUGGUCAGAGGAAACUGCUUCUGUUAUGGACAUGCCUCUGAGUGCGCUCCGAUCCAAGGAGUCUCCAGGGAUGAUGAAGGCAUGGUUCACGGCAGAUGUGUGUGCAAACACAACACCAAGGGACUGAACUGUGAGCAGUGUGACAGUUUCUUCAAUGACCUUCCCUGGAGACCAGCUGAAGGACGCAGCACAAAUGCUUGUAAAAAGUGCAAUUGCAACAACCAUUCUAGAAAGUGUCACUUCGACAUGGCGGUCUACCUUUCCUCCAGGAACUCGAGCGGAGGGGUUUGUGACGACUGUCAGCACAACACAAUGGGGCGCAACUGUGAGCUCUGCAAGCCUUUCUACUACAAAGACCCCACCAAGGACAUCCGGGAUAGCAACAUGUGUAAAGGUACAGGACUCGGGGCUGUGGGGUGA
This is a messenger RNA of Staurois parvus, 1185 nucleotides long. NCBI's taxonomy places the organism in Eukaryota, Metazoa, Chordata, Amphibia, Anura, Ranidae. The record is from the annotation of a GenBank genome assembly.